This is a messenger RNA of Nanorana parkeri, 1504 nucleotides long. RefSeq names its product keratin, type I cytoskeletal 19-like. The coding region runs from base 113 to 1345 and encodes 410 amino acids. The transcript is spliced from 7 exons. Gene Ontology annotation, molecular function: structural molecule activity. Lineage: Eukaryota; Metazoa; Chordata; Amphibia; Anura; Dicroglossidae. The record is from RefSeq and is a predicted model, not a curated record.
GCAACUCCCACUGGGGAAGACAUAAAGUACACUAGCAAUCUACUAUCCACACAUCUACAAUACAGCAACGUGCUGAUGACAGUUGACGUUUGGUGAAGAUUCACAGCUGAUCAUGAGCCUCUACUCUAGCAAGUUUUUGUCAUCCUGCACCUCUAUCAAUGGGGGAAUAGGGGAGCCCCAUGGCUCCUCCAGUUACAGCAUGGGUACUGGAAAUUCACUGUCUAGAUCCAGAUCUCUUUCAUCUUCCUUGGGAAGAAUUGACUUCACCAAGGAUUAUCUCAAUGACAGCCUGCUGUCUGGUAAUGAGAAGCACACCAUGCAGAAUUUAAAUGACCGACUCGCCUCGUACUUAGAGAAAGUGCGAUCGUUGGAGGAGGCCAACGCAGAGCUGGAGAAAAAGAUCAUCGACUGGCAAAAAAAUAAGAGUCAGAAUAAGAAGAAAGACUACAGCAGCUAUGAGAAGGCCAUCGCGGACCUACAAACACAGCUUCUCAAUGGGCAUGUAAAUGGUGCUAAGCUAACACUACAGAUGGAAAAUGCAAAGCUGGCCUUAGAUGACUUCAAACGCAGAUACGACACAGAGAAAGCGUUUCGUGCUGUCCUAGAGACGGACGUGGAGGGCCUGCGCAGGGUGAUGGAUAACCUCACUAUUGUCAGGACAGACCUAGAGAUGGAUGUGGAAGGAAUGAGGAAACAGCUGAUCUACAUGAGGAAGAGCCAUGAGGAGGACAUGAGACUGGCUCAAGCUCAGAAGCAAGGUUCAACUGUCAAUGUGGAAGUUGAUGCCCCCAAAGGAGCGGACUUAGCUAAAUGUAUUGCUGAAGUGAGAAAGGACUAUGAAGCCAUUAUAGCCAACAACAGAAAAGAAGCAGAAGAAUGGUACACACACCAGUCUACAACAGUACAGAAGGAGGUGAACACGCACACAGAGGCUCUGCAAAGCAGCAAAAACCAGACCAGAGAGUUGAAACGCACUCUUCAAAAUCUGGAGAUUGAAAUGCAAGCCGAGCUUAGCAAGAAACAAGGACUGGAGAACACAUUGGAUGAGACCCAGUGUCACGCUGGUGCACAGCUUCAGAAGAUCCAGGAGCUCAUCUGCCAAAUGGAGAACGAGUUAAGCAAAGUUAGGAAUGAUUUAGAAAGACAGAGCAAUGAGUAUAAGAUCCUUCUGGACAUCAAGAGCCGUCUAGAGAAUGAAAUCGGCACCUACAGAAGAUUGAUAGAUGGAAACAACAGCAGGUAUAAUUAUGUGUAUACAAAUCGCAAGGUCAAGACUAUAGUCCAAGACAUGGUCAAUGGAAGAGUGGUUAACUCCAGAAUUUCUGAGAUUCCCCAAAAAAUUUGAAGACAUGAAAACUUGAAGUCUCAGACAUAACAGGCUUUACAAUCGCAAGCAGGCGAUUAUACCCAGUUUACAUGUGCCAAUAUUUAUCACAAAUGUACGGUGGGACAUAACAAGAGUGUAGAAAUUCUCUACUGUAUUUUACUGCCAGCAUAAAAACAA